UGUGAGCCGGGUCUUGGUGCCAGCGUUAUGUAUGAUCUUUUAUAUAAUAAGCCCCAGAAGUUAAUGUUAUUAGCGGGCUGCAGCACAGUCUGUACCACAGUUGCCGAAGCCGCAAAAAUGUGGAAUUUAGUAGUAUUAUGUUAUGGUGCUUCAAGUCCUGCCUUAUCAGAUCGUAGUAGAUUUCCAACAUUAUUUCGUACUCAUCCAUCAGCCACCGUUCAUAACCCAACUAGAAUUAAGUUAAUGCAGAAAUUCGACUGGUCUAAGAUUGCGAUAUUGCAACAGGCCGAAGAAGUUUUUAUAUCAACUGUAGAAGAUUUAGAAAAUCGUUGUAAGGAAGCUGGAAUCGAAAUAGUUACAAGACAAUCAUUUUUAUCGGAUCCAACUGAUGCCGUACGGAAUUUACGGCGUCAAGAUGCUCGUAUUAUUGUUGGCCUUUUUUAUGUUGUCGCAGCACGUCGUGUGCUGUGUGAGAUGUACAAGCAGCAGCUUUACGGACGCUCAUAUGUUUGGUUCUUUAUUGGAUGGUAUGAAGACAACUGGUAUGAAGCAAAUCUUCAAAGUGAAAAUAUUUCAUGUUCAAAAGAUGAGAUGAGAAGGGCGGCUGAAGGACAUCUGACGACUGAAGCAUUGAUGUGGAAUCAAAAUAAUCAGAAAACAAUAUCCGGGAUGUCAUCAGAGGAUUUCAGGCAACGACUGAACAGAGAUCUUACGGAUAAAGGCUAUGAUAUUGCACAUAAUCGAUAUCCUGAAGGUUAUCAAGAAGCUCCACUUGCAUAUGACGCUGUAUGGAGUGUAGCAUUAGCCUUUAAUAAAACAAUGGAACGACUGAAAGUGAAAUCAAGAUCGCUCAAAGAUUUCACUUACACUGAUAAAGAUAUAGCUGAUGAAAUAUAUGCGGCUAUGAAUUCAACGCAAUUCUUGGGCGUAUCGGGAGUUGUGGCAUUCAGCUCACAGGGUGAUCGUAUAGCUCUAACUCAAAUCGAACAAAUGGUGGAUGGCCAAUAUUAUAAAUUAGGAUAUUACGAUACCCAAGCCGAUAAUUUAACAUGGUUCAAUAAUGAACAAUGGGUUGGCGGAAAGGUUCCUCAAGACCGCACCAUAGUACGAAGAGUACUAAGAACUGUUUCUUUGCCAUUAUUCAUCUGCAUGAGUACAAUUUCCAGUUGUGGAAUAUUAGUUGCAACAGCCUUAAUUGUGUUCAAUAUUUGGAAUCGACAUAGAAGGGUCAUUCAACAAUCGCAUCCAGUAUGCAAUACAAUAAUGUUGUUUGGUGUGAUAACAUGUCUGGUGUCGGUCAUUCUUCUGGGCAUUGACGGUCAAUUUGUGGAUCCAUGGACAUAUCCCAAAAUUUGCCAAGCGCGAGCAUGGAUCCUAUCAACAGGAUUUACGUUGGCAUUUGGAGCAAUGUUCAGUAAAGUGUGGCGUGUUCACAGGUUCACAACGAAGGCGAAAACAGAUCCCAAGAAAAAAGUUGAACCUUGGAAGCUUUAUACGAUGGUUUCGGGUUUACUGGCAGUCGACUUGGUGAUACUAUUAACAUGGCAAAUUCAAGAUCCACUCGAGCGUCGACUUGAAACGUUUCCUCUUGAGGAUCCCAUCUUAGCAAGUGACGACGUUAAAAUAAGACCCGAACUAGAACAUUGUGAAAGCAUCAACAACUCGGUGUGGUUAGGUGUUAUCUAUGGCUUCAAAGGUCUCAUCCUUGUAUUUGGAUUAUUUCUCGCAUAUGAGACACGAUCCAUAAAAGUCAAGCAGAUAAACGACUCUCGAUAUGUCGGGAUGAGUAUCUACAAUAUUGCUGUAUUGUGUUUAAUCACUGCACCGGUGGCUAUGGUGAUAGCAUCGCAACAGGAUGCUUCAUUCGCCUUUGUAGCGUUGGCUGUUAUCUUUUGUUGUUUUCUCAGUAUGCUUCUAAUCUUUGUGCCAAAAGUAAGUAAUAAACAUGUACUCGUUGAUAUUUGGAAUCUAUCGUUGGUAAUCGAAGUUAUACGACAUCCUCAUGAUAAAGCAGAAUCACGUUUCAAUACCGACACGGGGAUAUCGAAGGAAGAUGAGGAACGGUAUAAGAAAUUAGUUUUAGAGAAUGAGGAAUUACAGAAAUUGAUUGCUCAAAAGGAAGAUAAAAUCCGGAUAUUGAAACAACGAUUAGCUGAACGCGAUCAGCAAAAAAGUGACACGCAAUCAGGCUCUCAACUUCAACUUUCGCAACAGCAGACGAACGGAACCACGAUGAGCUCUUCAAAUCAAUUAGGAUUAAAUCAAGGUAAGGAUGGCGGCGUUCAAAUAAUUCUUCCUGAACCAAUAACCACGUCAGAUUUUGACAGUGCAUUUGGAAAUGGUGAACGUUUUUCCAUUUCCAUCUGUACUCGCUCAUCAGACAUU
Molecule: messenger RNA, 2385 nt
Organism: Clunio marinus
Lineage: Eukaryota; Metazoa; Arthropoda; Insecta; Diptera; Chironomidae
Source: the annotation of a GenBank genome assembly